AUGGGGAAUCCCGGGAAGUUUCCUGGAGUAAGCAAGGAGUUGCAGAAGAUUCUGGAUGCUGACAUGGAACAGGUGGGCCCCAGGCGUCAGGCUCGUGAGGCUUUCAAGGACAUUCAGCUCUCUAUCGAUCAUGUUUUGUUCAAGAUUCCGGGCGAUGGACUAAAAAUGGAGGAGUCAUACGAGGUGAACUCUAGAGGGUUGGAAAUUUUCUCGAAAAGUUGGCUUCCGGAGAGCAGUUCCCCAAGAGCAGUGGUUUGUUUUUGUCAUGGUUAUGGAGAUACUUGCACAUUUUUUGCAGAAGGAAUUGCUAGGAAGUUAGCAUCUUCAGGGUAUGGAGUUUUUGCCAUGGACUACCCAGGAUUUGGUCUAUCAGAAGGCCUACAUGGUUAUGUUCCAAGUUUCGACAAGCUCGUUGAUGAUGUUAUUGAACAUUACUCAAAAGUUAAAGAAAACCCAGAAUUCCAUGCUUUGCCAAGUUUUCUGUUCGGACAAUCUAUGGGGGGUGCAGUGGCUCUGAAGGUGCACCUGAAACAACCUGAUGCAUGGAAUGGUGCCAUUCUUGUUGCACCUAUGUGCAAGAUUGCAGAGGACAUGGUUCCACCAUGGCUGGUGACCCAAAUUCUAAUUGGAGUGGCAAAAUUACUUCCAAAAUGGAAGCUUGUUCCACAGAAGGAUUUAGCUGAGUUGGCAUUCAGAGAUGUGAAGAAGAGAGAACAGGCUGCCUACAAUGUUAUUGCUUACAAACAUAAACCACGUUUACGAACAGCCUUGGAGAUGCUGAACACCACAGAAGAGAUAGAGCGACAAUUGGAAAAGGUGUCUCUGCCAUUAUUGAUCUUGCAUGGAAAAGCUGAUAAAGUGACCGAUCCAUCUGUGAGCAAGGCAUUAUACGAGAAGGCAAGCAGCCCCGACAAGAAGCUUAACCUUUAUGAUAACGCCUAUCACUCUCUUCUCGAAGGGGAGCCAGAUGAGAUGAUUCUUCAACGCACUUCCUCCGCUGUGAAUUUAGAAGAAGGGAAAGUGUCUGAGGUUAAAUUUUGUGGACAACAUUAUAUUGUUACUGGCUGCCACUGGUGGUUUGUUGAAUCUACAACGGAGGAAGUCAUAGAAGUUUUCAGCAAAAUUAGACAAAAGGAAGUGUAG
Molecule: messenger RNA, 1143 nt
Organism: Fraxinus pennsylvanica
Lineage: Eukaryota; Viridiplantae; Streptophyta; Magnoliopsida; Lamiales; Oleaceae
Source: the annotation of a GenBank genome assembly